AUGCGAGCGAGCCUCCAGGUGGCUCCCCUGGAGCUCACCAAGUCUCGGCCUGAAGAGGCUGGCAAUGGCUCUUCCUCACACGACCAGACGCCCAAAGGCGAUUCAAACUUGGACGCUUCGCAUCUUGGCUCCCAAAUGACGCCACCGGUGACUCCCUAUGGCUCGCAAGAGGAUCUGUCCACUCGGCCAGAGUCCCAUAUACCGCCUGUCUUCCACAACUUCCUCCGCGCCUUUUAUCCCUUUGAACCUACUCUCGCAAUGAGUGAUUCUAGCGUUACCCUACCAUUGGAUGAGGGAGAUGUUGUUCUGGUGCACUCGAUUCACACCAAUGGCUGGGCGGAUGGAACACUGCUGGUGUCGGGCGCUAGGGGGUGGCUUCCAACCAACUAUUGCGAGGCGUACGAGCCAGAGGAAAUGCGGAAUCUUCUCAAAGCACUGCUUAAUUUUUGGGACUUAUUACGAAUUACAACUAUUGACGAAGGGCACAUGUUUCAAAGCCAAGAUUUCAUGAAGGGCCUGAUUGGUGGAGUGCGAUAUCUGCUGGAGCGUACUCAAUGCCUAAGUCGAGAAUCUCCUCUCAUUGAGCGAUGCGAGCCUUUGCGGAGAUGUCGCAAAUCCCUUUUAUCAGAACUUUCUUCGCUCGUGAAAACUGCAAAGCGGCUCCAAGAACUUCAACUGGUGGCAUUGGAUUUCCCAGAAGAGAUUAACGACGUCGUAGACCAAAUGAUAUUGAAGGCUUUCAAAAUUGUCACCAAAGGAGUGCGGUUUCUCGACGUCAUGGACGAUGAUAAGCGAGCUCACGUUUCAUUAACGACGACUCUGGCUCCAGUGAUCGAGGAAACGUGCGUUCCGCCUACACCUCCCGCUGAUAGGGCCGUGUUUGGCGAGCAGACACAAACGGCCACGGAUGACCGUGCUUCUGCCGCCGCAACUGCUGGAGAUGCCGUCUCUCAUACAUCCACAGAGACAGGAACCCUAAGUCGACCAGCCCAGGGUGCCCGCUGGAGUAAGCGACUAUCAUCCCUAAGUGCCCAGGUCGGCGCCAACUCCCGCCGACACUCUCAAGUAAGCAUGAACCGACUCUCUGCAAAUAUGGCUCACCGACUGUCGCUGGCUGGACCAUCACCCCUUUCUCGUCCUCACCAUUUAGUCUCUGAGCGUCUCAGUAAAAGCCAUGAUACGUUCCUCUCCCAUCUUGGCUCAUUCAUUGGGCGCCUACACUUGCAAUCUCAGUCACGGCCUGAGCUUGCAACCGCCAUCAAGCUGUCUGCCAUAUCUGGAGGAGAACUCCUGGCCGUUGUCGACGCUGUUUCUGCGCAAAGCAGCUCUAUGAUUGGCGCGUUGGUAUCGUCGAGGGAAUCCUUGCUUGACCGUAUCCAAGAGCUUGUGUUUGCUGCUCGAGAUACUCUAGCGAAUGCGGAAACAGAGGGAGCUGAUAUCAUUAUGCCACAAGACAAUAACAUUAUGCUAAUGUCGGCAACAAGCUGUGUACGAGCAGCUGGUGAAUGCGUUGCCAUAACGAAGGGCGUAAUUGAGAGAACAGGAGACUUUGAGCUCGAGUCUGAUGGCAACGCCCUGCAAUUAGAUUUGAGUAUUCUCGAUGCAACUACAACACAUUCGAGAACUCCAUCAUUGGCAGAGAGAUCUGAGGUUGCUAGCGUUACUGGCUCUGCUCAUACUACGAGUGACUCAAUAAGCUCUUCCGUCAGACGGCCGAGCGUGGUGGCACUUGACAAGCCACUGCCCCGAGUCCCUGACAGCCAGCCCGACGAAGAGUCCACUCCUCAAAACCAAUCUCCCAAGACGUCCCGCCCCCCAUCGGUAGCAGAGGAAACUGUAUCCAGCCCGGCAUCUUCUGCCACAUCUAUUGGCCGAACACUGCCGCAACUACCAAAACUUACCACUACUCCUAUGCCCAGGGAGCAGCAGAGCACAAUCGAAAGCGGCUCUGCUCGGGACCAGGAUCCCCAUUCCUCCUUUGAUAGCAUGGCUGGUUCCAGCGCUGGAAGCAGCACAACAUACAUGAGCCGGGACUCAGAAGUCAGCCUGGUAUCUCAGACCUCAACCCGCGCCACUACUCCUGAUCAUACAAUGGUUCCCCGGAGCCAACCUUCUAUAUCCGAACUGAGCACUACGGGAAGCUCCAUUCACUCCAUCCCCACCGAGGAAGCUGACGAAGCCGAAUCUAAACUUUUAAUGAAGACGUAUGCGCAUGAGCUGGUUUUCAACAAAGAAGGUCAAGUAACGGGGGGUACGCUCCCGGCGUUGGUCGAACGGUUGACCACACACGAGGCAACUCCCGAUGCCACAUUCGUUUCAACAUUCUUCCUGACCUUUAGGCUAUUCUGCACUCCCAUGCAGUUGACGGAGGCGCUCAUCGAUCGAUUCGAAUACGCGGAGGAAUCGCCACAGACUUCAGGCCCCGUCCGCCUGCGAGUAUAUAAUGCUUUCAAGGGCUGGCUUGAAUCGCACUGGCGUGAUGCCGCCGACCGUGAAGCACUGGCGAUUAUUAUCCCUUUCGCAGAGGAUCGGCUUAAUGCCGUCUUGCCAUCUGCUGGCUCCCGACUGCUGGAACUAGCGAAUCGUGUGUCGGGCGAAGGCGCGCUGGUGCCUCGGCUUGUCUCUUCUAUGGGCAAGACAAGCACGGCCAUUGGCCAAUAUGUGCCCGCGGAUCUGCCUCUUCCCUCUUCCGUCAUUUCAAAGGGUCAGCAGAACAUGUUGCAGUCCUUCAAAACUGGCAGCGCUUCGCCAACCAUACUCGACUUUGAUCCGCUGGAGCUCGCUCGUCAAUUGACCAUUAUGCAGAUGACCAUUUUCUGCGCCAUCUUGCCCGAGGAGCUUUUGGCCUCUCAGUGGAUGAAAAAGGGCGGAGUGAAUGCUCCCAACGUCAAAGCCAUGUCUUCUAUGUCUACUGACUUAUCCAACAUGGUCGCUGAAACGAUUCUUCACCAUACAGAACUCAAGAAGCGUGCAGCCGUCAUCAAGCAGUGGAUCAAGAUUGCGCAGCAGUUCCUCGAGCUCAACAAUUACGAUGGCUUGAUGUCCAUCAUCUGCACCCUUAACAGCAGCACCAUUAGUCGCCUGCGCAAAACUUGGGAUACGAUCUCACAGAAGCGCAAAGACAGCCUCCGCCAGUUACAGGACAUUGUAGAGCCGGGACAGAACAACAAAGUUCUCCGCGCCAAGCUGCAAAAUCACGUUCCUCCUUGUCUCCCUUUCCUAGGCAUGUACCUGACUGACUUGACUUUUGUCGACAUUGGCAAUGCGUCAACAAAGCAAGUGGCCGAGGGAGACGGUGCGGAGGGCUUGACUGUUGUCAACUUUGACAAACACACUCGCACAGCCAAGAUUAUCGGAGAGCUUCAGCGGUUUCAAAUCCCAUACAGGUUGACAGAGCUGCCUGAUAUGCAGGAAUGGAUAUCCGCACAAUUCCAGCUCAUCCGCGAAGGAGACCAGGGGAAUGUUCAGGUGACAUAUUAUCGAAAAAGUCUCUUGUUGGAGCCUCGCGAAUCGUCAUUAAAACGAGACUCUGAGCCACCGGCUGCGGCUGCGACACUGGCAGCUCCGUCUACUCGAACUGAUCUUUUUGGCUGGAUGACGCGCAGUGGACAGAGCUCGACGCCAUCAUAG
Molecule: messenger RNA, 3630 nt
Organism: Trichoderma aggressivum f. europaeum
Lineage: Eukaryota; Fungi; Ascomycota; Sordariomycetes; Hypocreales; Hypocreaceae
Exons: 2
Coding region: 1-3630 (1209 amino acids)
Biological process (GO): positive regulation of GTPase activity; Ras protein signal transduction
Cellular component (GO): plasma membrane
Molecular function (GO): guanyl-nucleotide exchange factor activity; protein binding
Source: RefSeq, a predicted model, not a curated record